GCCCGUGUUCGUUCCAGCUGAGCGGAGGGCUCUCGGCGGCUCGAGCGCAAGCCGUGCUUCAACACACACUCAGAGAAAACUCAGGAGAGAGGGGGCACUACAGAAAAAACGUGAGAAGGACUGUAAGGGAAAAAAGAGAAACAAAUACUAGUCCACCAAUUGCUGCGUCGCUGCAACCACCUCGGUUACUCUUUGUUGACAUUUUUACUGGACAGUUUUGCUUCUUUUCCUAUUCUACGUUCUGUGUUCUGUGUCUUUUUUCUUACCAGAGAGCUUACAUUUUGACAUAGCUAUUCGAAUAACUAUUUGCUGUGGCGUUAGUUUAAUACAGUAUCCGGCUUUUUGCUGUCAUUGGAGUGGGAGCUGAACCGCCUAUCCUAGUUCAUUCGUUUUUUCACUCUUCAGAUCCUGUUUGGAAGUGGUCAAGGGGUAAUUCAGUCGCACUGUUGGGAUCUUUACUUGCACCGUAUGGAGUUCUAUCCGCUUUUUAUUUUUAAAAUGAAUAAUUUGGCUGAAAUUGUAUCUUCAUUCAUCUUGAAGUUCUGAACACGUCACUCAGCUCAACUCGGCGCCCUCCAGCGAGCGAUCCCUGGAGAUUUCGACUUGGCUACAGGGUGAUGUCCAGGCAGAUUUCGCAGAUUCUUCCUCCGGACACUCACCACGCUCCUGGAGCCAGUCCUCAAUUUGGAAGUUGUAGCCAGUUCUCGUACUCUCACAGCAACGGCCAUUUCCACUCUGGGAUCAACCUGAAAACUCAUUCUGUGAAAAGUGACCCACGCAAAGACACUGAAAUGAAAGACAAGGACCGCACUCUGGACCUGGACGAAGACUCCAUGGGCCGCUGUUCCAUGCGGAGCAGCAGCACGAGCAGCAGUAACGGCAGCGGGCCGAACAGCAACAACAACAAUGGCGGCAGCAGCGGCAGUGAGGGCAGCGGCAACAGCAACGGCAGCUUCUCCAACUCCGGCUUCCUGGGCCCGCUCAUGUGGGAGCGCUCGAUGCCGUCCGACGGCGGCCUGUUCCAGCUGCAGUACAUGGACCUGGAGGAGUUCCUGACGGAGAACGGCAUGGGCUCGGGCAACGGCUGUUCCAGCAGCGCCGCCCAGGUGCCCUCGCACAACUCGCAGUCGGCCGUGCCCAACCAGAGCUCGCAGUGCCCCACCACCUCGCCGCUGCCCUGCUCCUCCGCCUCCUCCGUCUCCUCCACGUCCUCCUCCGCCUCCUCGUCGCCCACGCUGCUGGGGCUGGACAAUAUGCAGGGCCCCCCCGGCUUGCUGGGCGCGCCGGACUGUUUGCACGGAGGCCAUGGCGGUAACAUGGACCCCAACCUGUCCCCGUCGCCGUCCUCCUGCGGCCCCAUGACCACGCCGGCCUCCACCGACGGCUCGGACAUCAUGGGCAGCUUCGACACGGACCAGGGGGACCUGGCACUGGCCACCGUCCCCGGCCAGGACGCCUUCGACCCGCACAGCCACCGCUUCAGCGAAGACGAGCUCAAACCGCAGCCCAUGAUCAAGAAGGCACGCAAGAUGAUGGUGCCGGAGGACCUCAAGGUUAGUACUAAAAAGGACGACAAGUACUGGUCGCGCCGCCACAAGAACAACGAGGCGGCUAAGCGUUCGCGCGACGCGCGGCGGCUGAAGGAGAACCAGAUCGCGGUGCGCGCCUCCUUCCUGGAGCGCGAGAACCAGGCGCUGAGGCAGGAGGUGGCCGACAUGCGCAAGGAGCUGAGCCGCUGCCGCAACCUCCUCAACAAGUACGAAGAGCAGUGAGCACUGCGGAAGAGGAGACACCAAGAGGAGGAGGAGGAGAGGAGGAGGAGGAGGACCUUACGAGCAGCCACUGAGCUGUUGAAUGAUUGAAUGUUUUGGAAGAUGGCAAAGAAGAAAAGACAAAGAAGAAAAUGAACUGAUUUAACUGGGACAUUUGUGGAUGGAUGGGUGGAUGGAUGGAUGGAUGGAUGAUGGAUGCAAUGGAUGGGAAAAGAUCAGAGGGAGUUCAAGAAAAAGAGAUUGCCGCAAAAAUCUUCAGGAGAGUAGAAAUAAGGCGCGAUGGAAACAGUCGAAGCUGGCAGGGGGGAAGAUCUAAGGAAAGAGAUAUAUAGAGAAAAAUUAAACAGCAGGUAUAUCUGUUCUUUUUCUUCGGUAGUGUGAUUUUAGACUGUUGAGAAAUGAAUUUUGGUAUUGGACAGAUCUGUAUAUUUUUAUAUGAUAGAUAUAAAAAAGAUAGGGGAAUGAAGCUAAUUUUGGAAAUAAUUUUUGUACAUUUGUAUAUUUUUGUAUAUUUUUAUAUUUGUUAGAUGGAGAAAGAUUAUGGAUUUAUAAAUAAGAUCUGUGUAUAAUAGAAUAAUGGUAUAUUAACAACGGUCAGCACAGCGGUCAGCAGAGCUGUGGGAACCGGAAGGAGACACGAGGGUGUCAGGAGAGAAACGGGCAGAUCAUCAUCAGCGUCAGAUGGGACAAGACUGUAAAAUAAUGGGGCGAAAACACACACUCUCUCUCUCUCACACACACACACACACACACACUCAUGACUUUAAAUUGUAUAGUUGCAUUCAUUUACUCUCCGAAUCCCUAACAUUUUUGUUAUAUAUCUCUUGAGGAGGGUGUCACUCAGCUCAGCGAGUAGAAGGAUGAGGGGAAAAAGGCAAUACAAAAAGAGAUAGUGAGAGAGAGAUGGACGGAGAAAGAGACAACAUAGGCUACAGAUACAGAGGUUUUAUAUCGUGUGGAGAAGAUCACUCACUUUUCUUUAAAGAUGUCUGAUGGAAUUUCUUUUUUUUCUGGGUAAUUCAGUGGCUCCUUUGAUGAGAGAAAGAUAAGAUUUGCAUAUGAUGAAUGGGCAUAUUGAUGUUAUUUAAGCCCCUUGUGUUUCGGUUCCUUAUUCCGUUUCCUUUAAAAUAUCUAUCACUUGCUCUAUCAAAAGCCUAUUUUUCCUAUUUCUAAAGCUUACGGUAUCUGGAGUAGUGGAGGCUGUUGUAGUCACUACUGUCUUCUUCUCUUUUGUUUUUGUGUUAAUGGCACCUACAGUAGUAGAGCAGUGCAAUCCUCAGAACAAGUGGUUCCUUUAUUAUUAGACCAUCACACACACAGACACACACACACACACACACACACACACACACACACACACACACACACACACACACGCACACACACACCUACACACACACACACACACACACACACACACACACACACACACACACACACACACACACACACACAAACAAGGUAUAUUCAUUCAUCAUUACCCUUGACUUAUUUUGGGAAAAAAUAUUGUUUAUUCUUAAUGCAAUGCUCUCACAAUACCAAAACAAGUCUCUGUGUUUCAAUAUGCGGAUAUACUUUGUGCAUUUGGGGACUCUGUGAGGGCCUAUUUUAUGUAUAAACAAACAUCCCAUGUUUAUUCUUCAGGGCAGCAUCUUUAUAGCGAUAGAAGUGAAUGAAGCAAACUACCCUCCACUUUGCUUGCAAAUGUGGUGUAUACAUGAGAAAUAAAAUGUGAUGGGUGGGAAUCUUCCAGUUAAGUCUGUAAUGUCUUCAUCUCCUCUGACUAGUUUUUAAGAAAAAAUAAUUGAUGUUACUAUAAAUUAUUAUUGUUAAGAUUAUAAUCUGUCAUUGUUAUCACUUUAAAAAUGAUGGUUUUGCUCACUAUAUGUUUCUUUAAAAGCUUUCCUGAUAAAAAAAGAGAUUGCAGUUUCUCCCUACUGUUUCAGAGUUUAUACUGUAUGUCAUAUCCUGUUUGUUAAUGGCAGGCCCUUUCGCACACCUCUGCCACUUCUGUGAAGACCCUCCGACAGAGUGUUCAAAUACCCUUGUGGAUUUGUCACCUCCAUGAAAUGUGUUUGAGAAUCACAGACUCUCUCUCUCUCUCUUGACCUACCCGGACACCGCCUUGGGCUUGUCCCUGGCCCUUACCCUCUCUUCUGGGUGUGGACAUAAAAGAUAGAUGCACGCCUGAGAACAUUUGAGAACAAACUCUCAUCAGACUUGAUUGAUCUAUUUUGCAUCUAUUCCAGCAGCACACUGCAGAUUGUUGUUCUUUUUUUUCAUUUGUUGUUUGCAGCCUUUUUCCAAUCAGUGGCGGUAAUGCUAUCCCAACUGGAUUGUGGGUAAUGUUGUCCCUUUUUUGCCCCCAACCCUCCAACGAACGUGGAUGAUUUAUGUACAUCUUCUAUUAUUUGUGUCUCUUAUCUGCACUGCAACUACUGAACUACUUCAGUGGUGACCACUGUUCCUAGCCAAGGAGUGUUGUAGUGAGAAUUUCAGAGAACACGAAAAUAAAAAAAGAAAAUGUUCUUACUCAA
Messenger RNA from Engraulis encrasicolus (European anchovy), 4309 nucleotides. RefSeq names its product D site albumin promoter binding protein b (gene dbpb). The transcript has 5 exons. NCBI's taxonomy places the organism in Eukaryota, Metazoa, Chordata, Actinopteri, Clupeiformes, Engraulidae. Bases 618 to 1772 code for a protein of 384 amino acids. Gene Ontology annotation, biological process: regulation of transcription by RNA polymerase II. Gene Ontology annotation, molecular function: RNA polymerase II cis-regulatory region sequence-specific DNA binding; DNA-binding transcription factor activity, RNA polymerase II-specific. The record is from RefSeq and is a predicted model, not a curated record. Gene Ontology annotation, cellular component: nucleus.